CGCCGCCGUCGCCGCCGUCACCGCUACCGCCAUGAACAGUGUGGGGGAGGCAUGUACCGACAUGAAGCGCGAGUACGACCAGUGCUUCAAUCGCUGGUUCGCCGAGAAGUUUCUCAAGGGGGACAGCUCCGGGGACCCGUGCACCGAUCUCUUCAAGCGCUACCAGCAGUGUGUUCAGAAAGCAAUAAAGGAGAAAGAGAUUCCUAUUGAAGGACUGGAAUUCAUGGGCCAUGGCAAAGAAAAGCCUGAAAAUUCUUCUUGACCUUGAUAGACACCAUGAAGGAGUCCUCAAGUCCAGAAACUGAGAACUCUGGAUUUUUGUCAACUGAAUCUGUGAAGAUAGCCAUCAGAUUUCAGGAGGAACUGAGGCGAGAGGAGUUUUAUUUCCUCCUUUGAUGUUUUCCUCUCAAUUGUAAAAGAUGAUGAACUCUUUGAGAUUAUUUUUCACCUGCUCGGGCAUCUUGCAGGAACUCAGUGUGCUAAAAUUGAACAAUUUUUUGAAAUUAUGGUUGCAAUACUUGGUCUGGAAUCAACUUUACAUAAAUAUACCUUGUAUGCAAAUAAUGAUAAACUAGUUAGAAUGAGCAGAGGUGCCUGACCUCUUGAUUUCUGCUGCAAAGGACAUCAUAUACACUGCACUGGGGUCAUUGUUCAUGAAAGCAAUUGGUUAGGGCUGCUUUUUUCUCUCAGGGAACUAAUGCUCUGAAAAGGGAUCUGGGCAGAACAGUUUCAGGAAGUGCUUUUGAGGACACUUUUAUUUUUAUAUGGUGACCAGUGGUUAAGAUUGCUGGUGGCCUGGAUUAGCAAAGAGGAAGACAACUUUUAACACAGUUCCCUGCCUUCACGAGAGGUGUCAGGUUAAGAUGUGUAAGCUGCAAGAGUGUUGCAGUGAACACCAUUUCAGAGCUCUCAGUGCUCUCUUAAUUUUUAGUUCACGAAUUAAGAUACUUGGAAUAGCUGUGGAGGAAGAACCUAACGUGCAAAGAUCUGUUGCCAGCUAUCAACCCAAGUCGGUGAAUUGUCAACUGCAUAUCCUAAAAAUGUCAAAAUGCUGCAUCUGGUUAAAUGGGGGGGAAGCUGAAGGUGCUUGCUUUAUUUGCCUUGUUUACUCAUCCUGCCCUAUAAUGUCUGUAAUCAUGAAGAUGGAAUAAAUUGUAACAUUUUCUAUCAUUA
This is a messenger RNA of Saimiri boliviensis boliviensis (Bolivian squirrel monkey), 1173 nucleotides long. The record is from RefSeq and is a predicted model, not a curated record. NCBI's taxonomy places the organism in Eukaryota, Metazoa, Chordata, Mammalia, Primates, Cebidae.